This is a messenger RNA of Tuber melanosporum (Perigord truffle), 749 nucleotides long. RefSeq lists its product as uncharacterized. The record is from RefSeq and is a predicted model, not a curated record. The coding region runs from base 141 to 509 and encodes 122 amino acids. The transcript is spliced from 3 exons. Gene Ontology annotation, molecular function: zinc ion binding; nucleic acid binding. Lineage: Eukaryota; Fungi; Ascomycota; Pezizomycetes; Pezizales; Tuberaceae.
GGCGAGUUUCGCAAGGGAGCGAGAGGAAGAAAACAAAACAAAAGAAACAGUGAGAGAGUUGGCCCACUUCCGGGACAAGCCACUUACACACCGGUACCAUCUAAUUUUCCACGAUAACAACAAGUCGGGUCGAGAUAACCAUGGGUGCUAUUCGCCGUUCAAAGACGAAGCGUAGAACUCGUGAUAUGGACCAAGUUCAUUCCGACCUCCGCGAUCCGAAACAGCUUGCUCAACUUAAGGCUUUGGUCCCGGAUGAGGAUAAACCAGGCCUUGGGCAAUUCCAUUGCGUUGAAUGUGCAAAGUACUUUGAGAGUGAAUGGAAUAUGGUGCAGCACCGUCGUGGCAAGAACCAUAAACGGAGGGUACGUUUAUUGAAGGAGGAACCUUAUUCUCAGAAGGAGGCCGAUGCUGCGGCGGGCAUUGGAACCGCAGCCUUUUACCAAGCUUCGGAGGAUAGGAGGGAGCAGGAGAAGAUGGACCAGCAGUUCGGUUCGAUGGAGCCCGAAUGAUCAUACCGGUACCUUUCUAUAAUAAUAUUAUAUGGUGGAGAGUUGGAGGGCUAGGGAAGGAGCCAUCUAUGCUCCUACCUUUCAUUUUGUGACUGGGAACUUUCUUGCUGCGAGUUCUGUAUUUCAGACUUGGGCGUUCAACUUUUUCAGCAUAAACUGACGUUGGUGGAGAUAUCUCCUAUAAUAUUAACUUAUAUUAUCCUAGUUCAUUAAUCAAUCGCCGGACAAAUAUCACCUUAA